AUGAACUCGCCAGCUGUCGCCGAGAGAGUGGUGGCACGAAUCGCUGCAGAUGUGGAGCUUGCUGACGUGGCAGACGGGCCUCCGGGAGGGAGUGAGGAGGAUGAGAGGGAGGAGGUGAUAUGGUGGGAUUUGGAGGAGGGGAGUGUGGCAAUGGAGAGGGAGGAGGAGGAGGAGGAGGAGGAGGAGGAGGAGGAGGAGGAGGAGGAGGAGGAGGAGGAGGAGGAGGAGGAGGAGGAGGAGGAGGAGGAGGAGUGGGAGGAGGGACGGCCAGGGAGCGAGAUGGAACGUGGCACUCUCUUCACUGCAGCCUUUGGUCCUGCUGCUGAUGGUGCUGCUGCUGCUGCUGCUGCUGCUGCUGGUGCUGGUGCUGGUGCUGCUGCUGCUGCUGCUGCUGCUGCUGCUGCUGCUGCUGCUGCUGCUGCUGCAACUGGGGGAGAGGUGGAGGUGGAGGAGGAGGAGGAGGAGGAGGAGGAGGAGGAGGAGGAGGAGGAGGAGGAGGAGGAGGAGGAGGAGGAGGAGGAGGAGGAGGAGGAGGAGGAGGAGGAGGAGGAGGAGGAGGAGGAGGAGGAGGAGGAGGAGGAGGAGGAGGAUGAGGAGGAGGAGGAGGAGGAGGAGGAUGAGGAGGAGGAGGAGGAGGAGGAGGAGGAGGAGGAGGAGGAGGAGGAGGAGGAGGAGGAGGAGGAGGAGGAGGAGGAGGAGGAGGAGGAGGAGGAGGAGGAAGAAGAGGAGGAAGAAGCAGUGUCAUCAGCAGCCGCAGCAUUUGCAGCAGAGGAGGAGGAGGAGGAGGAGGAGGAGGAGGAGGAGGAGGAGGAGGAGGAGGAGGAGGAGGAGGAGGAGGAGGAGGAGGAGGAGGAGGAGGAUGAGGAGGAGGAGGAGGAGGAGGAGGAGGAGGAGGAGGAGGAGGAGGAGGAAGAAGAAGAAGAAGGGAGCGGAUGGUGCAGUGGGGAGUUGAGAGGUGCGUGA
Closterium sp. NIES-65 is the source of this 963-nucleotide messenger RNA. The record is from the annotation of a GenBank genome assembly. Lineage: Eukaryota; Viridiplantae; Streptophyta; Zygnematophyceae; Desmidiales; Closteriaceae.